AUGGGUGCCGGUGCGUCCACGCAACUCGAUUCGCAGCUUGACCAGCUGGUCAAAGAGGGCCUGCAACAGGGCGCUCAGGAGAAAGAUGUUCUUCUAGAGGCAAGCAAGCGUAUCCAAGAUCGUUUGGCAAAGCUUCCGCAGCAAGCGGGCAAGGAGCAGGAGGCAGCAAGCAAGUUGCAGACGCUUUGGGCUGGCGGCCGGGAAACCGUGAUUGUGGAGCUGGGAGCCAAAGACCUGAAGCGCCGAGGCUCACCCAAGCCCUUGGAAGAAGUGGAGCAGAUCAUCUUAAUCCUGGAUCCACGUGGGGACAUUUUCAGGUUCUACUGCACUGAGGACGUUGAGACUAGGAAGACCGUCAGAAUGGACGAGAUUCUGACACCAGAAGUCCUGAACAAGACGAUUGCGUUCUACUUGUUGCCAUCCCUCACCUCCUCGCCUGAAGCCUUGCUGGGCGUGGAGUGGCUGCCUGCCGGGAUCUCUGCCACGUUCGGCAUGGUGAUUGACGACGCCAUGGAGGUGUGCGUCCUGCGCACUGAUGAGUACCUGGUUCACGGAGAUAGUCUGCUGGUUCAGAUGGUUGAUGACGGGAAGCUGGUCUGCCCGGCAGAGGAGGCCCAGAGCAUGUUACGCAUGUUCAGCCCAUGUGACAGCCUGCUUGGCAACAACAUGAGCAUCUGGAACCACAUCAUCAUCUCAUACGGCUUUGAGUACGGACAAUUCUGCGAGUUUCAGGAAGCCCUGCCGGAGAGUCGCCUGCAAUCAAUCUUGCGGAGCCCGGGCAGCCGUGGCUUGUCUCGGAAGGCGCUGCCAGCUCCAGAAAAGGACAAGGCUGCACCUGCCAGAGUGGUUUUCCAGCAGAAUGCCAGCCCGAUGUUCGUCGCCUUUAGCAACUCUGCCGCGACAAGGUACUCCAAACAAUUAGGCUCAUCAGGCACUCGAGUGCUACUCUUUGGCCGGCAGCAGUAUGGGCACCUCGGUAAGUGGCUGACGGCCAGGUCGAAGGUGGAAGAAGAAAUCCGCAAAGUCAAAGAAGAGAAGGAGGAGGAAGGAGAGCAGGCAGAAGACAUUCCUGUACCCGACCUACCUCUCCCUCCAGCUGAGCUGGAAGAGUUCUUUGGUGACCACGUCUACCCUAUCCUGAUCCUAGAGCCUGAGGACAUGUCCUUCAGCAUGAUGAAAAGGGAUACUCCCGACGGCACCUAUGAUUGCUUCCGGGCCAGCGCUGCGACGGAGUACAUGGCGGCAUUUCAGGAGGUAUGCAUUCAAAAGGGCCUUGAUCGCUCCAUUUGCGUCCUGGGCGUCGGCCAGGACUUCGACAGCUUUGCCCAGAACGGCGCCUUCGUAGAGCUUCUCUCCUACCUCAUGGACAAAUCCCGGCAAUCCUGGCCAAUGAUUUUGGUCACUGAGGACGAGGUUGCGCAGGCCGCAGGCUUGUUCACGCGAGUCAAGCACCCGCAGGAGAAUGUUACGGCUAUCCUCCCGCACAUGGGACAAGGCAGUACCUUGCGUAGCUGUAUUCCCGUGAUCUACACGCUGCCAUCUGCGUUGGGGCAGGCAGGAGAGCUGGAGGAUGACAGCAUCCUAACACCGGCCCUGACCGUGGGUACCGGCGUGAGCGGCAUCCCCAAAUCGAAGUUCAAUCCUAAGUUCCAGGCUAAAGACCCCGAAGGCCGCUGCAAGGGGUUCAACUGA
Messenger RNA from Symbiodinium pilosum, 1692 nucleotides. The record is from the annotation of a GenBank genome assembly. NCBI's taxonomy places the organism in Eukaryota, Dinophyceae, Suessiales, Symbiodiniaceae.